Molecule: messenger RNA, 3338 nt
Organism: Procambarus clarkii (red swamp crayfish)
Lineage: Eukaryota; Metazoa; Arthropoda; Malacostraca; Decapoda; Cambaridae
Source: RefSeq, a predicted model, not a curated record
AGCUCCUUCUUGGUGGGUCAACAUGAACGCUCUGACUGUACUCUGUAUGGCGGCUGCGGUGGCCUACAGCAGCGGGCAGCUUCUAACUUACUCUGGCCUGUAUGGUGGCUAUCCUCGGAUAUAUGGCGCCUAUCCUGGUGCAUAUGGCGCCUAUCCUGGUGUCUAUGGAGCCUAUCCAGGUGUGUAUGGCGCAUACCAUGGGCUCCUUCCUGCAGCUUCACCAAUUACCCUUAAAUCUGUGGCUGCUUCACCUAUCACAAUAAAGGCUGCUCCCUCUCCUAUCACCAUCAAUGCUGUAGCUCCAACACCUUUGACGUACAACGUGGCUCCUAUUGCCCCUGUGACUCCCGUUCAAUCCAAAUAUCACGCACAGGACGAGCUGGGCCAGUAUUCCUUCGGCUACUCCGGCGGUCCUUCGUCGCGAGCUGAGACUCGUGACGCCUUCGGCAUCGUCCGCGGAUCGUACAACUACGUGGACCCUGAGGGUAAGGUUCAGACCCAGCACUAUGUGGCAGACGCGCUCGGCUUCCGAGUAGCUGGCACUAAUGUUCCCGUGGCACCCGAUGUCCCUGCGGCUACUCUAGGUUCCCUGCCAGAACCAGUACAGGACACUGCCGAGGUCACCGCCGCUAGGGCCGCCUUCAAGGUUGCUUAUGAUGAAGCCGCGGCUGCCGCCGCUGCUGCCCCCGAUAGCCGCCAUCCUGACCCCUGCUAUGUUGACGCUAAUGGCAAGGUUAAGACCCAGAACUAUGUGGCAGACGCACUCGGCUUCCAUGUGGCUGGUACCGAUCUGCCCGUGGCACCUGAUGCUCCCAAAGCUGCUGAUCCAGGUCCUCUGCCCCAGCCCGUUCAAGACACCGCCGAAGUGGCAGCCGCUAAGACCGCUUUUAAAGCUGCUUACGACAAGGCCGCAGCCGCCGCCGCUGCGGCCCCUGACAGUCGCAAGAAGCGUUCAGUCGUGGCCGCCCCAGUUGUCUACUCUCCCAACGGCUUCUCCUACGGGUUCUCAGCUCCCUUGACUUAUGCCAGCCCAUCUAUACUAGGCGCCCCUCUCACUUACUCGGCCGCCCUGCCAGCAUAUACCGGUGUUCCCGCCCUAGGCUACACUACAGCGGUCGCCGCCCCAGCUGCUACCCUUCGCGACGCUCAGCUUCUCCGUAUCGUGCACAACCCUGGUCAUGCUGUCUCCUACCGUGUUGACUAUGUUUACAAGAGUCCACCAGCGAGGCGGGCAACAGGUGGGUCAGCACUCCCAGGCCACGCCAGCUGCCGCUCCCUCUUCACCAUCACCCGGGCCCCAGACAACUACCUGUGGUUCCCAGAAAUGUCUGAAGCUAUCAGACGGGUGCGACAUCUUAUUCAAAAGAGGUCAUCACCAAUGGGAGCUACAUCAGAGGAUUACCGUCGUCUUGGGGAACUGCUGCCAGCUCUCUUAACCAUUCAAGACAACAAUAGCACUAAUGGUCAAGGGGGAAACCAGACAAAGAGAGAACCAUCAGCCACUCUUCGGUCAACUACCAGACUUGGUGCUACCGGCGGAGUGCUGCCGUAUGUCCCUUGUACUAUAGCACCCUUUGACGACCCUGCUACCGUCACCGCCUGUCUCAGGAAGAGACUGGCCAAGGGCGCUCUAUGGAUCGAUUUCUUUGGUGACUCUAAACUCAGAGUGCUGUUUUAUGAGUUUCUUCGACGAACGGACAGUGAAUACCACUACAGGGUCAAACUUCAGAUUUCUCAGAAGACCCGCAUCUUGGUGAUCGCUGAGUCCCGUUACCGAGAACAUGCGGUCAGCAACCUCUUGAAAAACUACAGGUUUCUCUAUGGAGAUGCCUCCAUAGACUGGAGCGCGAUGGUGUUCCUGUAUUACUUGCAGCAGUAUAAGCAGCAGCAGUCUCCUCAUACACCGUCUAGGGCUUCUACUGCUCACACAACACCAGUUACUUGGUCACAAGAUGAAAACCUACACCAUGAUGAUCCAACUCCCAAAGCACAUAGUCAGACCAUCCUGGACCAUAUGGUGCCCAGAGAGGCCGAUGAUGGAGUGUGGUGGUGGGACACUGGCCUGCCCCUCAAUAUGGCUGCGAUCGGUGAGUGUGAUGAACUCUACCAUCGUGGCCUGGCGUCCAUUCCCGCCUAUAAUGGAGCACACCUGAAGUGUUACGACACUCAUCACGCGGGCACAGCUACCCUCAGAGACAUGGUGACCAUGUUGUUCAAUCUCAUGUGCAGCUCCUCAUUGUGGAUCAACAUGAACGCUCUGACUGUGUACGCCUUCGCGGCUCUUGCGGCUUGCUGCGGUGCCCAGCUGUUUGGAUAUCCAGGAGCAUACAGCCCCUACUUAGGCAACUUUGGAGUCUCUCCGAAUAGCCUAUUCGGUGCUCCAGUCCCAGUGUCCUCACCAUCUUUCAGUCCUCUAGUAUACAACGCAGGAAGCUUUGCUCCCGUCCAGUCCCAGUACCACGCCCAGGACGAACUGGGCCAGUAUUCCUUCGGUUACUCCGGUGGUCCUUCGUCCAAAGCUGAGACUCGCGACGCCUUUGGCAUCGUCCGCGGGUCAUACAACUAUGUUGACGCUAAUGGCAAGGUUCAGACCCAGAACUAUGUGGCAGAUGCACUCGGCUUCCAUGUGGCUGGUACCGACCUGCCCGUGGCACCUGAUGCUCCCAAAGCUGCUGAUCCAGGUCCCCUGCCCCAGCCCGUACAGGACACCGCCGAAGUGGCAGCAGCUAAGACCGCUUUUAAAGCUGCUUACGACAAGGCCGCAGCCGCCGCCGCUGCGGCCCCUGACAGUCGCAAGAAGCGUUCAGUCGUGGCCGCCCCAGUUGUCUACUCUCCCAACGGCUUCUCCUACGGGUUCUCAGCUCCCUUGACUUAUGCCAGCCCAUCUAUACUAGGCGCCCCUCUCACUUACUCGGCCGCCCUGCCAGCAUAUACCGGUGUUCCCGCCCUAGGCUACACUACAGCGGUCGCCGCCCCAGCUGCUACCCUUCGCGACGCUCAGCUUCUCCGUAUCGUGCACAACCCUGGUCAUGCUGUCUCCUACCGUGUUGACUAGAUGUUGUAGAGUACGUAGCCCAGAGGCUGGUCGCUACCGUGUUGACUAAGUGUUGUAGAUCACGUAGCUCAGAGGCUGGCUGCUUGGUACCUGUUGUACAGUUAACCAUUGUUACUUGUGUUUUCGCAGGUAAAAACUAAAUCAGGUAUCAGUAACCGGUGAAUUGCCUCUGGUCUGCUGUUGACAACCCAUCCAGGCGUCACGCAGUAGAGAGCGUAUUCAUGUUUCCACAAUUAAACAUUAUAAGCACUUUGUCAAAUACUUUAAUAAAAGAUUAUUUUUA